Amborella trichopoda is the source of this 1184-nucleotide messenger RNA. RefSeq names its product PLASMODESMATA CALLOSE-BINDING PROTEIN 1. Lineage: Eukaryota; Viridiplantae; Streptophyta; Magnoliopsida; Amborellales; Amborellaceae. The record is from RefSeq and is a predicted model, not a curated record.
UUCAGGCACCUAAAUAAUUGCCUCUAGAGUUUGCCCAGUUGGGAAGCUCACAUCUAAAAGCCCCUCACUUUCUCACUCUUCCCAUAUUCUUUUUCUACACUCUACCUUUCUCUCUCCUCAGCUGUCUAAUAUUUCUCUAGAUCACCCAUCAUUUGAUGCUCAUUCUUCAUCUGUAGCUUUUUGCAGUCAUGGCCUUCAUCCUCUUACUCAUCGCCAUGGCUUCUUUCUCUGUUGCUGAAGCAGUAUGGUGUGUGUCUAAGCCUGGUGUAUCAGAUCAAGCCCUGCAAAAAUCACUGGACUAUGCAUGUGGUGCUGGAGCUGAUUGCACUCCUAUUCUUCAAAAUGGCCCUUGCUAUCAACCCAACUCUGUGGGUUCCCAUGCCUCUUAUGCUAUGAAUAGUUAUUUCCAAAGGAAAAAUGAGGCAGGAGGCUCUUGUGACUUCAGUGGAACUGCCACUACUACCUCUAAUGAUCCCAGCUUUGGUUCAUGCACCUUUCCUGCAACACCCAGUGCUGCAGGGGGGACCACAAGUACAACAACACCAGGAACAAGCACCACUCCAUCAACCACCACAACCCCAUCAACCACCACCACCACAUCACCCAAUUCUUUUACCCCCACAACUGGAGUAAUUGGAGGUAUUGGAGGUGGGGUGAACACAGGCCCAGGCCCGUCAAUUAAUGACAUGAACUCUGUUAGCCCAAGGGCAAAGUUGGAAUUUUCCAUGGCAGGAUUGUGGGCCCCAGCACUAGUGUACUGGGCCAUGGCAAGAGGCUGAGUUAAGAGGUCUUGUUUACUUUUUGGGGUGGUGGACCCCACCAUUAUUGCUCACUGGAGAGAGAGAGAUGCCAUGACCACAUGAAUGGUGCUUUGAAAAACACUCCAAAAAGAGACAUUCCUUAGAGGAAUGCAUGUUCUUUUUCUUUCUUUCUUUUUCAUUUCUUUUCAUUUGGGUCCUUUUGUAAGAGGAGUUCUUGAUUCCUGUGGGUGCUGGCUUGGCAGCAUGUGUAUGGUGGUUGCAAGAAUCUAAUCUCUCUCUGCUGUUUAUCUUUCUUUUUGGGGGGUUUUGUUUAAUGUAAUGAUGUUGUAUGGUUAGCAAAGUGGGCUGGGAGAUCAGGCAUUAAUAUUAGUAUUUAAUGAGAAUUUAGUACUUCUUCUGAGAUAAAUUUAUUUUCGCCUUUUU